AUGAAGCUGCUAUUUGUGGUGACACUCCUCUGGUGCGAGGCGAUGUGCGGAUCUCCGAGCGUCCAGAUUGGUGGCUUAUUCCCCAGGGGUGCAGAUCAGGAGUAUAGUGCAUUCAGAGUUGGCAUGGUUCAGUUUGGGAUGGCAGAUUUCAGACUGACUCCACAUAUAGAUAACCUGGAGGUGGCCAACAGCUUUGCUGUUACUAACUGCUUUUGUUCCCAGUUCUCUCGGGGUGUCUAUGCCAUUUUUGGCUUCUAUGACAAGAAGUCGGUCAACACCAUCACCUCCUUUUGUGAGACUCUUCAUGUCUCCUUCAUCACACCUUCGUUCCCAGCCGAAGGAAUGAAUCAGUUUGUUCUCCAAAUGAGGCCGGACAUCAAGGGGCCACUCGUUUCAUUAGUGGAGUACUACAAAUGGGAUAAGUUUGCCUAUCUCUACGACAGUGACAGAGGUCUUUCUACUCUUCAAGUAAUACUGGACACUGCAGCAGAGAAGAAAUGGGUCGUCACAGCAAUAAAUGUAGGAAACCUAAAAGAUGAAAGAAAAGAUGAAGCCUACCGCUCCCUGUUUCAGGACCUGGAGAUCCGUAAGGAGCGACGCAUCAUCCUGGACUGUGAACAAGACAAAGUCAAAGACAUCAUGGAACAGGUGAUCACUAUCGGCAGGCAUGUCAAGGGAUACCACUACAUCAUCGCAAACUUGGGUUUUGUGGAUGGUGACCUCUCGAAAAUCCAGUAUGGAGGUGCGAAUGUGUCUGGUUUUCAGAUAGUAGAUUUUGAUGAUCCCGUGGUGGCAAAGUUCGACCAACGAUGGGAGGCUUUGGAAGAAAAGGAGUAUCCUGGUGCUGAUACACGGAUCAGAUAUACCUCAGCCCUUACCUAUGAUGCUGUCCAUGUGAUGACUGAGGCAUUCCGCUUCCUGCACAAACAGAGAAUAGACAUGAGUCGUCGUGGAAACAGUGGAGACUGUCUGGCCAAUCCAGCAGUUCCCUGGUCACAGGGGGUGGAGAUUGAACGUGCCCUCAAACAGGUGCGUGUAGAUGGUUUAACAGGGAACAUUCAGUUUGACCAGUAUGGAAAGAGGGUCAACUACUCGGUGACAAUCAUGGAGCUAAAGAACAAUGGACCUGUUAAGAUUGGUUAUUGGAACGAGGUGGACAAGAUGGUGGUGACAAAGUCAGACCUUUACCCUAAUGACACGAUGGGAAUGGAAAACAAGACGGUCAUCGUUACAACUAUACUGGAAGCGCCCUACGUUAUGCUAAAGAAGAACGCUGAACUGUUUCAAGACAAUGACCAGUAUGAGGGUUACUGUGUUGACCUGGCUGCGGAAAUCGCAAAGCAUUGUGGCAUACGCUACCAGCUAAGGAUUGUGGGAGAUGGCAAAUAUGGAGCAAGAGAUGCUGAAACCAAGAUCUGGAAUGGUAUGGUUGGAGAGCUGGUGUAUGGGAAAGCAGACAUAGCAGUUGCACCACUGACCAUCACUCUUGUUCGGGAAGAGGUGAUAGAUUUCUCCAAACCCUUCAUGUCUUUGGGAAUCUCCAUCAUGAUUAAGAAGCCGCAGAAGUCCAAACCAGGAGUCUUCUCUUUUCUGGACCCACUGGCCUAUGAAAUCUGGAUGUGCAUUGUCUUUGCCUACAUAGGAGUUAGUGUUGUACUCUUCCUGGUAUCCAGGUUCAGCCCUUAUGAGUGGACGCUAGAGGAGCCCGAGGAUGGAGCGUUGCCACUGACAACUGAAUCCACCAAUGAGUUUGGAAUCUUUAACUCUCUUUGGUUCUCAUUGGGUGCCUUCAUGCGACAGGGUUGUGACAUCUCACCAAG
Messenger RNA from Stegastes partitus (bicolor damselfish), 1820 nucleotides. RefSeq names its product glutamate receptor 2-like. The transcript has 14 exons. The record is from RefSeq and is a predicted model, not a curated record. The annotation marks the transcript as partial. NCBI's taxonomy places the organism in Eukaryota, Metazoa, Chordata, Actinopteri, Pomacentridae. Gene Ontology annotation, cellular component: membrane. Gene Ontology annotation, molecular function: ligand-gated monoatomic ion channel activity.